AUGAGAGUCCUCGAGAGUGUUUGGAUAUUUUUAUUCUCUCAUUUCAUCUUCAGCAGUGCUCACAUUGAUUUCACGUCUGAGAAUGACGCACAGCAUCAACAACACAAGGUCGGUGAUCCGAUUGUAAUCGAAGUAACAUGGUCGCAAAACGAUUUUCUUUUACAUACAAUACCAAGUCUACAGAUCGUCACUAAUCCACUCGUAUCUACACAGUCAUCACCUAUUCGUAAACAAAUAUUUGACAAUUUGGCUCAGCUCAAUGCUGAAUACGUUCGAUAUGCUGCUUGGUUUCCCUAUCCAAAACUAGCUAUCGCUGAACUUGAUCCUCCCUCAGGCUUACUGCAAUGUGGCAAUGUUGGUGAAAGCUAUUCGGUUAAAUUAUCAUGUGAACAGGGUGGUGGUGUAAUAAGCAGUGUAGACUUUGCUUCAUACGGAACAGCAAGUGGUGCAUGUGGUCAAAUGAAACAGGGCACAUGUCAUGCAGCUACAAGUUUAGAAGUUGUUCAGAAAGCGUGUAUCGGUCAGAAAGAAUGUAGUGUAACAGCCUCGCCUACUGCCUUUGGAGAUCCAUGCUUUGGAACACAUAAGCGACUACUCGUUCAAAUUCAAUGCAACCCACCACAAAAUAAUACCUACUGGAAUUUUACAUAUCUUGAUCCGAGUUUCAAAGAUUUUCUUGCUGCUACCAAUGGACAUUCACGUAUUAUCAUGUUUUCAACACAACCCGUGUGGUUAUUUAAACUCGACACACCACACAUCUAUCCGGACAAUGCCUCCGAAGUUGACUGGGGCUAUCCACAAGGAACAGAAUUGGUCGAUGAUACGAUGCAAGCUUUAGGCGAUUAUUAUGGCCGUCUCACUGCCUGGUACACUCGAGGUGGUUUCUUCGAUGAAUAUGGUAGAAAACAUGUAUCGAACUAUGCAUACGAUUGGGAUUACACAGAAAUAUUCAACGAAAUCGAAGCCGAACACCGAAUGUCUGUCGAAUAUUAUACUCGAGCUUACGAUGCUGUCAUUCAAGGCAUUCGAAGACAUACAAACAAUACUGAAAUGAAAUAUGUUGGAUUGGCACAUGCUGGUCAUAAUGAAUUUGAUCGAUAUCGCUAUUUUCUCAAUCAUUCAAAUCAUGCACCUGGCAUUCCACUGGAUAUGAUCUCUUAUCAUUUUUAUGCAUCAAGCACAUCAAGAAUAGAUCCACUCAGUUAUGAAGCAUUCUUUCCACAGCUUGACACUUUCACAACUGAAAUCACACAAAUUGAAGACAUUCGCAAAGCUCUAUCACCCGAAACAAGAACAACUAUCGAUGAAUUGGGAAUUAUUCUUCCUGAUGAUAAUAAUCCAGAUGCACCUCAGUUUCCACUUAUUUUUUGGAAUGCCGGUGCAGCUUACUAUGCUUAUGCAUGGGCAAAAAUAGCACGACAAGGUAUCGAUGUCGUGGGACAUAGUCAACUUGUUGGCUAUCCAAAUUUACCAAAUCUACAACUCGAACCGCAAUUUCCAAGUGUUGCUAUGCUCAAUUGGACUACCGGGGAGGGAACAGCCAAAUAUUGGACUUCGAAGUUACUUAUUGACACCGCCGAUAUUGACAAUGAUCAAGCUGUAAUAACGCGUACUACCGAUGUAGGCGAAAAAAAUGUGUUUAGUCAAGCAUUUGUGCGCAAAAAUCGCCAACGAUGGGUAUUGAUUGUCAAUAAACGAUUCGCUAAUGUUGAUGUGCUCUUACGUGGCUCUACCGGUGGCACGGUGCAGAUUGUAAACGAAGCAUCUGGAUUUGGUCCUCCUAUAGAGACAAAAUUGACGGAAGACCGAAUUACACUGAGUCCAUUUGCUGUAGCUGUUGUUCACAUGCCGAAUGGAGAACUUGGAAUUUAA
Messenger RNA from Rotaria sp. Silwood1, 1872 nucleotides. NCBI's taxonomy places the organism in Eukaryota, Metazoa, Rotifera, Eurotatoria, Philodinida, Philodinidae. The record is from the annotation of a GenBank genome assembly.